Molecule: messenger RNA, 995 nt
Organism: Frankliniella occidentalis (western flower thrips)
Lineage: Eukaryota; Metazoa; Arthropoda; Insecta; Thysanoptera; Thripidae
Exons: 7
Coding region: 33-920 (295 amino acids)
Source: RefSeq, a predicted model, not a curated record
GAAGUGUGGACUCGAGUGAUCACUUCAGCACAAUGAUGCGCCUGCUCCUCGCACUUGCUGCCAUCGCGGCCAGCCCUGCUAUCGCUGGUUUGCUUGAUGCGGGUACCGUGGGAAACAAGUUCAUGGUCACCUACAGCAUCGUCCCCGACCCCUUACACGCGUUCAGCUUCUACUCCAUGCCCCGCACUAUCCGCGAGGCCAAGAAGGAUUCGUUCUCCCAGGUCACUAGCAACGACGAAGACAAGACAACAGUGUGGUGCCGCAAGAACGACUACCGUGUGUGCGUACUUUUCGACCAGCAGGGCAGCGUCGCAGGAAUCCAAGUGUCGAUACGUUAUGUUGAGCUGAAUUCAAAGGACUCUGCACCUGGUCUCAACGAGCUGUUGACACCUGAGUGGCGUCGUCAGCUCUUCCUCGGCAAGGACGUGUGGACCGCUACGGCUUACUUCGUGUCGAAAGAAUUGCUGCAGAGCGGAGGCCGAACGAUGGACAAAAACACUCUGACUGCACCCGAUGGCAUCUUCAUCCAGCAAGUGGACAUUGACAACAAGGAAGUCGGCCGCCUCGCGGUAUCUGGCACUGAGUCCAACGCUACUGCUGCUGGUUUUACCGAGCAGGCUUGCUUUUACGGCAUGGGAAAACACUACUUCCAAGAGUUAUCGAAGACAUCUCAAUGCGAAAAUCACCGCCCAUUCUUCUUGCUGUAUGGACCCAAGACAAGCAAGCUGAAUGGUUUCGGUUUUACCUGGUACGGCAAACCAAGCCAGGGCCGCGGCUGGUUUGAAGCUCCUCCAGCGCUUGUUGCAAAGCAAAUUGCGCCAAACUCUCCUGACUGCAUGAGCAAGUGGAUUAACAAGUACGGCAUGUUCACUCUUCACGUGUUCUUCGUCGAACGCCCAUGGUACACCAAGUGUUGUUAAGUUACACAAUAAUAACGCUAGGAAACGUAAACUUUUCAAGGAAACAAAUUAAAGAUUGUUGCGUUCGAAACUAAA